GGCCUCGCGUCGCGUCGCGUACAGCUGGACGCCUCCUCCUCUCCCUCCCUCCCUCCCCUUGCUGUUGGCUGUUGCUAGUUGCUUCCUUCGCCAGCCCCCCCUCCUGGACUCCACCACACCCCCACCUCCUCCUCGGCGACGGACGGCCAAGGGAUCCCCGAAGAGCGCGGCGGCGGAGGAGGAGGAGGGCGAGCAUGGCGGGGGCGCCGUCGAGGUCCCGGGGCGACUACGACCACCUAAUCAAGCUCCUGCUCAUCGGCGACAGCGGAGUUGGGAAGAGUUGCUUGCUCCUGCGGUUUUCUGAUGACACAUUCACAACAAGUUUUAUCACCACCAUUGGCAUUGAUUUCAAGGUUAGGACAGUUGAGCUUGAUGGAAAGCGUGUAAAAUUACAAAUCUGGGAUACUGCUGGUCAAGAACGUUUCCGGACAAUCACCACUGCUUACUAUAGAGGAGCUAUGGGCAUUCUGCUUGUGUAUGAUGUCACAGACGAAUCAUCCUUCAAUAACAUUAGAAAUUGGAUUCGCAACAUAGAGCAGCAUGCAUCGGACAACGUCAACAAGAUCUUGGUGGGCAACAAGGUUGAUAUGGAUGCAAAACGGGUAGUGUCCACAGCUCAAGGUCAGAAGCUCGCAGAUGAAUAUGGUAUCAAAUUCUUUGAGACGAGUGCAAAAACAAAUCAAAAUGUGGAGCAGGUUUUCUUUACCAUUGCAAGGGACAUAAAGCAACGGUUGACUGAGACCGUUGCCGCUGCGGCUGAGCCCCCAACUAUUCAGAUCAGCAGGCCAGAUCCCGACCAGCCCAACCCUGCCUCGCGGUGGUCAUCCUGCUGUAACACCUGAUCGACGCGGCGGUGAAAUCUCAUAGCGCCUUGACGCGUGACCGCUAGGUUACUGCUCCUGCUCCUGCGUGUGUUUACUUCCGGUGCCAAAGCCAAAGAUGUAAAGCCCGCUCGGUUGAUAUCUAGUGCGAAUUUAAAGACUAGCAAUACUCUGACCACUGUGGGUGUCGUGAUUCUUCAGCGAGGUGUUCCGGUGUUCCUGCUUUUAAGUUAUCGCCUUGUUGUAGCCCGGUAGUGGCUCGUGCUAAUGUAUGCUUGGGGACUCUUGCCUUGUAGCCUCCAGAUCUGCCGGCCGGAGCUAACGUUUCGGCAGAUCUGCUCCUGUCCUGUAAAAAAACAAAACCUUGGAGAGACAGCAGUAUCUGAUUGUAUGGGAUCGUCCGUGAUUGUACAUUAGCGCAUUGUAUUAUCCAGUGUUGCUCCCA
Panicum hallii is the source of this 1266-nucleotide messenger RNA. RefSeq names its product ras-related protein RABE1d-like. The transcript is spliced from 8 exons. NCBI's taxonomy places the organism in Eukaryota, Viridiplantae, Streptophyta, Magnoliopsida, Poales, Poaceae. Bases 195 to 842 code for a protein of 215 amino acids. Gene Ontology annotation, biological process: regulation of exocytosis; protein secretion. The record is from RefSeq and is a predicted model, not a curated record. Gene Ontology annotation, molecular function: GTP binding; GTPase activity.